AUGCUGCUCUGUAGUCUGUGUGUGUUAAUUCUACUCUGUAGUCUGUGUGUGUUAAUUCUACUCUGUAGUCUGUGUGUGUUAAUUCUACUCUGUAGUCUGUGUUAAUUCUACUCCGUAGCCUGUGUGUGUUAAUUAUACUCUGCAGUCUGUGUUAAUUCCACUCUGCAGUCUGUGUGUGUUAAUUAUACUCUGCAGUCUGUGUUAAUUCUACUCUGCAGUCUGUGUGUGUUAAUUCUACUCUGUAGUCUGUGCGCCAUAAUGAUAUUUCUGGCCCUGCUGGAGAUUGGCUACAGCGGUCACAGGGCUGGAUCACGUGGUUUGGUGUAAAUCUAGGGUGUAUUGCUGUCAUUUAUCACACUACCUCGUAAAAACGACACUGAAGAUUCUGACCCAACAAAUCACACGGAAAAAAUAUGAGCUCUUAUUAUGUGGAUGGUCUUUUUAGCAAAUAUACGGCGACCGGUUCUUUCUUCCCAAAUGCCGACCAGGGUUCGUGCGCUCUUCGACCCAGUGGAGAAGGACCCGCAUCUGUUCACAGUGCCGCAGCCCCUGCCUUCCCAACGUCCUUGUCCGGACUUUACAACGUCAACAAUGCUAUUUACCAGAGCCCCCCGAUGUUUACUCCUGCUUAUGACCAGGGGCCGGACGUGCACAGUCUGCACUGCAGCUCUUUCGACCAGAGCCGUCUGUUCGGGGACAGCUGCAUCCAGCCGGUGCCGGGUCCACUCACCUCGCCAGAGGACAAACACUACCGGAUGUACCCCUGGAUGAGAACAUCAGAUCCAAACAGAAAGCGUGGACGUCAGACGUACUCCCGGUACCAGACACUGGAGCUGGAGAAAGAAUUCCACUUUAACCGGUACCUGAACCGCCGGAGGCGCGUGGAGAUAGCACACGCGCUCUGCCUGACUGAGCGCCAGAUCAAAAUCUGGUUCCAGAACCGGAGGAUGAAGUGGAAGAAAGAUCACAAGGACAAGUCUUCGAGCUCAAACCUCAGUACCAACUCAGAGAACGUAAACAAGGAUGGGGAUGGUAAUCCGGUAAACAACGGACACUCCAAGACCCAGGAGGCAGAGCAAGGAGACUCCCCGUCUGCGGGUGUGGCGUCAGAAACCCCUGCAAGAGAAGGAGUUGGCGACGUAGAGGCUAUUAAUGAAAGAAACACUCCAUAAAUGUUUGUAUUUGUCAAAUGUUAAAGAUGUAUACUCUCAUAGAAUCGACACACUCUGUUCAUCAUGUUUGUUUAUCAAUUUAGAGAUUAGUAAGGAUUGGUGAAACGACUUGCAGGCUGAAGUUGAGAAGCACUUAUUUAUUGUACUGUAUACAAGCUAGUGAAACACUGUCUCUAGCAACCAAGGGCAUAUGUCUAUGUGCACAUGAAAAGGAACGGAUACUACCUAUUUACACUAUAGUAUUAUUAUGAAAACUAAAUUUGAUCUUUGAAUGGAGAAAAGGCAUACUGUAAAUGUUAUUCAAUAAUACAUAUUAUUGGUUGGGAGCUAUUAGAUAUUUUACUACUGAAAUAACAUUCCUGAACAGAGAACUACCUAAUGCGACAGUUUUCAAUUUCAAUUAACUUAGACAAAGGGACCUUUUUCGCAUUCUAUUUGUUUCUAUUUCAAAUGGAAAUAAAUGCAAAUGUUGCGUAAAAGUGCUAAUAACUAGCUAAUAUGGCUUUAACGUUUUACUGUCCCUUAUUCUCGUUAUAUUGCACUGCUGUAGCUGUUACGAUUUGGCGUAUUCCUAUAGCUUAUAUUUGUGAGAACUUAUCUUUUGGGGCCAUGUAGAGAUUGUAAUACAUAUUCGCAUGAUUCCAAUACCCUACCUCAGAGACUACAUACCUAUUCGGCUACUACUGUAUCACUGAAUUUCAAUACUGUAUAACUUCUUGUAUAUGUGUGAAAUUGAAGUCUUUGUAAAUACUGUGACGUCGUGUUGUUAGUGUAUUUUUGCAUCCUCGUAUACGUCAAUCACAUUUUUGGUGGACAUGAGUGUGUCUGCUUGCAUGUGUUUGUAGGCUAUUUGUAAAUUAGGGAAAUAGUGUUUUCUUUUAUCUGAUCAAAUGAAUACAAGAGAACUGCUCCAAUGUUCAGAAAUAACCUAUAUGCUCCCUCCACAUCUCUGCUUUGACUCGGAGGUAUUCGUAUUUUGACAUUAUGCAAGACACAAUAUGAAUCCAAUAAAAACAAAAGCCUUCAGUUUUGAAAA
This is a messenger RNA of Oncorhynchus mykiss (rainbow trout), 2208 nucleotides long. RefSeq names its product homeobox protein Hox-A7. Gene Ontology annotation, molecular function: RNA polymerase II cis-regulatory region sequence-specific DNA binding; DNA-binding transcription factor activity, RNA polymerase II-specific. The record is from RefSeq and is a predicted model, not a curated record. Gene Ontology annotation, cellular component: nucleus. Gene Ontology annotation, biological process: anterior/posterior pattern specification; regulation of transcription by RNA polymerase II. NCBI's taxonomy places the organism in Eukaryota, Metazoa, Chordata, Actinopteri, Salmoniformes, Salmonidae.